AUGAAUACUACUACUAUGUCUAACCAUGUCGAUACGUCGAUGACCAAUGGUUGUUCACUCGUUGAAAGUUUCUGUGAUCAAACAGCUUAUUCAGUGGAUAAAUUAGAUCAAAUUGGUGAACAUGUAUUACCAUAUGGUUGGGAAAUUGUGCAAGAUAUAAAAUAUGGUACAUUUUACAUUGAUCAUAUUAAUAAACAUACACAAUAUGAACCGCCAACAGUUGAAGAUUUUCAAUUAGGUGAAAAAGUACGCAUGAAGUAUUUAUCACAAUUUGAUACAAUUCAUCAUAAAACUAAUACUAAUAUCAAUAAUAAUCAUAAUAUCAUCAAAAAUGUAAAUAAUAAUGUUAACGCUAAUAAUAAUCAUGAUGAUAGUCAGAAUGAAUUAGACUCAUCAUCCAUUAAUGAUAAUGGACGUAUAACUCCUGUGACAUUUUGUUCCGAUUUAAAACAAUUACGAGGUCCACUGAUUAAUACAGUUUUAGUGAAAAGUCCACGUGGUUUUGGAUUUACAAUUAUCGGUGGUUCCGAUUGUAAUCGGCCGGCAUUUUUACAAGUGAAACAUCUUGUCCCAGGUGGUCCAGCUUCACUGAAUAGCCAAUUAGCUGUUGGUGAUGUUAUGGUUAGCGUGAAUGGGACAAAUGUUCUUGGUUAUACACAUUCUCAAUUGGUAUCAUUAUUCCAGUCAAUCCCAGUUGGAGCUAGUAUUAAUUUACUAGUAUCGCAAGGUUAUCGAUUACGGAGAGAAAUUGGUGGUGAUCCGCCAACACAUUUUAAUGGUUCAGUAUCCGGUAAUCAUCUUGGUGCGACAGGUUUUGUAUCCGGUGUGAUUGAUAUUUCUGCUCAGAAUAAUUUAAACAAUCUGAAACUUGGUGAGGAUACGUUAGAUAAUCUACCAUUGACGGAGUUACAUCUAGUUAGUUCAUCAAGGAAUUCCGGUGUAAUCUCUUCACAUUCUUCGAUUUCACCAACACCACCGCCAUCAGCAUCAUCAUCGUCUAAUAAUGGUAAUUCAUCUCAAGAGCUACUUGCAGUACGUUCUAGUCCGUCUAAUUUAAAUGGUGGUAGCUGUGUUGGAAAGUUGCGUAAUUCACAAAGACCGGAAUUUUUAAAGGUGUCAAUUUUUAAACAAACCAAUGGUUUCGGCUUUACUUUAGCUGAUCAUAUCCAAGGUCAACAUGUGAAAGCUAUCUCAGAUCCAGUAAGAUGUGGUCGCUUACGUGUUGGUGAUGUCAUUGUAGAAAUUAAUGAUCAGCGUGUAAAAGAUAUGCCACAUGUGGAAGUAGUUCAAAUAUUGAAACAAUGUCCAGUUGGUAAAGAAGCAAGAUUACUUGUUCAACGUGGUGGUUUGUAUACCUCCCCGUUAUCAUUACUGGAUACUGAAUUGCUUGAAAUGAAUUCAUUGAAUUUCAAUGAACAGCGUUAUCGUGGGAACAUAGCUAAUCAUCAGUAUAUAAAUGACUUUCAUGUUAAAUCAACUGACCAACAAUCAAACACAUCAAUAAUCGGUGUUUUUCCUUCUUCUCCACCCACUGAUGUUACUGUUAAUAGUAAUGCCAUAAAUACCACUACUAUUAAUAAUAAUAACUUGAGUAUUAUUUAUGCUACUCCUCAACCUCAACGAAAUCAUCUUUCUUCCAGAAUUGGUUACCAUCAUCGAACUUCCGGUAGUACAGGAGAAAAUAGUAUUUCUUCAAGUAGUUCGUCGCAUAUACGUGCACAAACCCCCGAUCCAUAUGUGGAUAGGCGUUUAGGUUUAGAUAGUCCUAAUCAUCAAUAUCAUCAGCGUCACUAUCAACAUUCGUAUCAAAAUGAACCGUCCGAUUUAAUUAGUCGGUCAAAUUUCAACCAAACAGAUUAUAUUCAUCAUUCCAAUAAUAACAAUGGCAACAUUAAUAAUAACAUGGGUUUAUCUGUGAUUUCGGAUCGACGCCGACGAGUACAUCCCGUUGAUGAUAGCGUUGUUGGUUUAAAUAAGGAUAACUUUUCACCCGAAUCACCUAAUUCAUCAACAACUUAUGGUUCAUUACUUCGACCUGGACGUAUGCUUCCAUUGCGUCAUUCACAAUCAUCCGUAUCCAACAGACCAAACAGUAAUAUUGUCAGAUCAGCAACAGCGGUAACGACGUCAGCAAUGGCAUCCUCAACAGCCCCAUUGUGUAUGCUUCCUGGGGAGUUCCUUGUACAUUUAAAGCGUCAGUCAACUGGUUUUGGAUUUAACCUAGUCGGUGGAGCUGAAGAAAAUACUCAGGUAUCUAUCGGUGCUCUGCGUAUGGGUGGUUCAGCUCAACUUAGUGAAGUUGUACGUACUGGAGACAAGUUAAUAUCAAUCGAUGGUGUACGUGUUAUUGGAGCAACACAUGCAGAAGUUGUAGAAUUAUUAGAUAGAGCUGCACAUACUGUUGGUCAAGUUACAUUGGGUUUACAAAGAGGAAAGGUUGAAAUUGACAAUCUCAAUUCACACUCUUCAUCGGAACCAGUUGAUGUUGUCAUAUCAAGAAGUGAAAAAUCUGAUGGAUUUGGUUUCUUUUUGACUAAUACCAAACCAAUUCACAAUUCAUUAAAUGAACAUUCAAAUGCUAUUGUUGUGAAUCGUAAUAGCAGCAAUAAUAAUAAUAAUCUUCAAAAUACAGAAUAUAUUGCUCAAAUUGUUCCUGGCAGUCAAGCUGAACGUAUGGGUCUGUUGUCUGUUGGUGAUCAAAUAUUAGCUGUAAAUGGUAUCCCAACAUGUGGACUACAUCAUGAUGAAGUAGUUCGUUUGAUUCGAGAAAGUGGUAAUCACAUAGCUUUGAAAAUUUUGCCAUAUUCAGGCUCAGCUUCACGUGGACGUAAACAUCCUUUGCCAAUGAGAGAUUCAGUUGAAUUUCCGGUUACAUUAUUUCGUGGAAGUAGAGGUUUUGGUUUCUCCAUUCGUGGUGGACAAGAAUUUAAUCGUAUGCCACUAGUUGUAUUACGUAUUGCGGACGGUGGUGCUGCUCAAAUGGAUGGUCAUUUAAAGGUUGGUGAUGAAUUAAUUGAAAUCAAUGGUUAUUCAACUAUUGGUAUGUCACAUGGACAAGCUAUUGAAAUUAUACAACGUGGAGGAAAUACUAUGCGUUUAAUUGUUCGACGUCGUUCUCCACGUGUUAAACAAUCAUUAGAACAACAAAUGUCAAAUGGUUUAACUCGUGUUAUUGAUAGUCGUACAAAUGCAGAUAAACAAUCACAUCGACUUAGUUUUAACAAACAUGAUUCUUCAUCAAAUUGGUUUCAACGUACUAUAUUAGAUAAAAAUCAUUCCUCAUCUCAUUUUAAUCAAUCUCAAAGAAGAAAUGAAUUUCUCAGAUGGACCAUACGUAAAUAA
Schistosoma mattheei is the source of this 3342-nucleotide messenger RNA. Lineage: Eukaryota; Metazoa; Platyhelminthes; Trematoda; Strigeidida; Schistosomatidae. The record is from the annotation of a GenBank genome assembly.